Molecule: messenger RNA, 990 nt
Organism: Physella acuta
Lineage: Eukaryota; Metazoa; Mollusca; Gastropoda; Physidae
Product: transmembrane protein 241
Source: RefSeq, a predicted model, not a curated record
UACAUACUCUCAGUGCUUAAAUUUACUUAUCCAACCAUUUUUCAAGGAUGGCAGACCUUGGUUGGAAUAAUUAUGUUCAAGGCUCUAUUUUCAACUGGUUAUGUAGAUGGCUUACUGAAUGGAAAAGAUUGGCGUGAUUGGGCCCUCUGGUUGCCAGGUAUGAUGUGCUUCCUCAUUUCGAUAUAUUCAGGAUCUAGAGCACUGUCUAGCCUGCCAAUUCCAGUCUAUCUAGUGAUGCAGAACUUGGUUCUUGCAUUUAAAGCAACUGUUGACCUAAUACAUCAGAAGCAAGUCACCACUCUGUAUUCCUAUUGUAUGCUGAUGCUUUCUCUAUUGUCUGCACUUUGUGUUGUAAAAACAGACCCUCAAUAUGAUUCAGAUGGUUACCUUUGGAUGUGUGUACAUAUAGCUAGCCUUGGUGCUUUUGAAACAUAUACAUAUUUUAUUAAAAGAAGAUUAAAGCUCAGAGCAAUGGAGAGGCUUUAUUGCUGUUGUGUGUAUAGUGUGAUUGUGUUAACUCCAGCAAGUUACUUUUUGGGUGAUGCCUUUGAUGCACUCAAGUUUCCAUUCUUUUACUUUGCCAAGUUUUAUAUUGGUUGCUUAUUCAGUGGUAUUCUGGGUAUGUUGUUGAAUUUAUGUGCAAUACGCUUACAUGAAAUGGAGAAGCCAUUUUCUGAUCUUGAUGUCAAUACCAUGUACAGUAUUGCCAAGAUUUUCUGCUCAAUUGCAUCAUUAGGUUAUUAUGAAAUGAAGCAUUCGUAUUCCUUUACAUUUUUCAUUUCAAUAAAUCUCAUCUGUAGUUUUGGCUAUUGUGAAAGUGUUUGUCACAAACACCAGCAAAAGAAUUUUUCUCCAGCUUUUCCGAGUUCAGUCCGCGCAAUGGAUACAAAAAGUGGAGUUGAUCUCUCUCAGUACCUCAAGCGCCAUGAAUUGCAGCAAGAUAUGAUUCAUAUUGACAUUGUUUGAGCAAUAAAGUUAUUUUGCAAUACA